UUAUGUAGACAUUUAAUCAUAAGUUAUAAUAAAUUAGUAUGUGUUAACUUAUACCUAUAAGAUAUACAAUUAUGAAUAGUUGUAUAGUUGUUUUAGAUUAGAAUAUUGUAUUUAUAAAACUAAAUACCUACCCACCUACUGUAAAAAAUGGAUUCGGGAAAAAACCUUUUUGAGUCGUUUAUGAUUGAUGAAGAUCUUAGAGAAUUCACCGAUCUACAACCAAUUAAUAUCAAUCAAAGUUUCAAUUCUAUUGAAAACCAUUCUGUUGUUGAAGAGGAGAGCAUAUCAACGGAAUCAGAUUUAACCAAUUAUAUCCCAACUUCAGAUCCAAAUCUCACGCAAAAUGCUUAUAGCCUUACAAUCACUGAUAAGAUGCAUUUGAAAAGUACUUUGGAAGAUUGGAAAGUGGGAUACUUGUACCAAACAUGUGUUGCUGAAUGUGUAGACAUCCAAGCAUUGAAGUACAUUAGUACUGACCAAAUCUAUGAACUUUUAUCAAAAUAUCCCCUGGGUGUUAAAAUUAAAUUCAACCAUUAUGUAAAGGAAUGGCGGAAAAAAAGACAACUGCAGGUUCCUGGAUCAAUUAUACCUUCACCAAGUGUAACUUCAUCGUAUCAACAAGUUCCCCCCUUUUCUGUGUAUGAGGUUCUAAAUAAAAGUUCUCAAGGUGCUUUGAUAACUAAUUAUUAUAAAACAAAUAAUAAUUUAAACGAGUCAUGUCGUAAUCUAAUGAUAGAUAUAAUAAUAUCUUAUUUGGUGGAGAAAAAUAUUUCUAUGUCAGUUAAUUUAGCAGAUACCAUAGCUACAACAAUUAGUGAAACAUUCAUCUCAGAGUUAAAGGAAACAUACUUUGUUCGAAAUUCAGAAAAUAAAUGUCCAAAGGGUAAACUUUAUUCUAAGUAUUUCAACAAAAUGAGAAAUUUAAAAAAUCAUGGUUUAGUUCCUCAAGAAGGCAUAUGCAAAAAGAGCAAAAAUGCCAACAAAAAUCUUACCAGAGUUACUGCAGAGUUAGAUGAUGAACUAAUAGCAGAAGAAGAUGCUUUUUCCACAAUAAGUCACUUAAAACAUGACGAUUUGUCGUGGCCAGAUGUCGAAAGUGCUUGGAAGAAAACAUCAGUAUACAGGUUAAAAGCAUUAAAAAACUCAAAUUUUUCUUACACCGAAAUCCAAACUACUUGGGUCCACUAUACUAAACCACUUGGAUAUAAGCUGAUUGACAUUGAUUUUCAACGCCUUUAUCAAAAUGCAAAAGACAUGCUUAGUGUUUUUGAUAAUACAUCAACCAAACUUGUACAAAUUCUCAAUGAACGAGUGAAAGACCCUACGAGUAGAAAAUUAAUUGCCUCUAUAAUAGAAAAUAGCAACUCAUCUGAAAAUUCCAGAAAUUCUGUUAUAUUUUAUGUUUUGCAUGCCAUGUUAGUACCAACAUCAAAAACAUCAUACAUUGACUCUGAAGGAAAAAGAUGUGUUAUCAAAUAUUCAAUAUCAGAUUCCCAACAGAGCUAUGUCUUGAUAGCCCAAACAGCAGCUGAACUUGAAGCACUUUUAAACUCAAAAAAAGUCAAUGGCAAUAGUAUUCAACCCUGUCUUUUGAUUGUGGGCACUAUAUCUGAACCUAGUCAAAUAAUGGUCUAUUUUGAUAAUAUUAAGUACAAAGUAUUUUCUAUUGUAAGAGCUAUAGAUAUUUGUUUUAAGAUAUUUCAUGUGUUUAAUUUAGAAUACCCCAUACAGUCCUUGGAUGUCUGGUUAUUCAUCCAAAAAUUUUACUUCAACAUUGUAUCAAAAUAUGAUAAGCCCUGUCCUUUAGUAAACCAAAUAAUAUCCGAAUUGAAGUAGGUUUUUAUUCUAAUACUUAAAUGGUAAACUGUAAUUACAUAAUAUUCAAAAAGCCGC
Acyrthosiphon pisum (pea aphid) is the source of this 1893-nucleotide messenger RNA. RefSeq lists its product as uncharacterized. The transcript has 6 exons. Lineage: Eukaryota; Metazoa; Arthropoda; Insecta; Hemiptera; Aphididae. Bases 148 to 1836 code for a protein of 562 amino acids. The record is from RefSeq and is a predicted model, not a curated record.